AUGGGAUUCUUCUCCAAAGACGAAUCAACGCCAAGUUUGCCUCCUAACAAAACAAAAAGAAAGGAAUGCUGGGACGCCAGAGAUAAGUUCUUUGAAUGCCUUACGCUGAACAAUAUAGACAAUUCAUUGGAUCCCAAGGAAAUGUCUAAUGUAGAAUCGAAUUGUGGACAGUUCAGAACGGACUUUAAAAACAAAUGUGUAGCAAGUUGGUUCCAAUACUUCCAAGAAAAGAGAUACAAUGACUUAACAAGACAAAGGUAUAUUGCAAAGCUUGAAGCUGAAGGUGCUCAACCCUUGCCGUUCAAAAUAAGCAAACAGUAA
Messenger RNA from Dujonia railenensis, 321 nucleotides. NCBI's taxonomy places the organism in Eukaryota, Fungi, Ascomycota, Pichiomycetes, Serinales, Debaryomycetaceae. The record is from the annotation of a GenBank genome assembly.